AUGGCGGGAAAGGGGAGCAAAGCGCAACACCAUCACCAUCAGCAGCAGCAGCAGCAACAGCAGCAAUCCGCAGCGCAGCCCGCUGAGCCUGCUUCGUCCACUGUCUGCCCGCUCUUGCAGUCGACCGAGUCAUUGCAUGUCGCAUACACCAAGCAAGUGGCUGCACUUGUCCCCAGCAGUGCAAAGGCCCAUCCUCAUGCUGAUGCGUCGCUCCAGUUGACAAGCAGCCUCGCGCGACUGGUCGCUGAGCCGAGCCUGGCCGAGGGACUCCAGCCGCGCGAGCGAUUGCUGGCGUUCGCUUGGCUCCAGCUGUGGUCGUCAGCACAGCAGCAGCAGCAGCGCCAGUCCGACCAACAGACAACUGCUGCUGCUGCUGCUGCUGCUGCUGCUGCUGCUGCUGCUGCUACUGCGACCAACAAGACACCGGCGGCGACGACGGGAAUGGCUGCGUACCAGUCGCCGCUCAACCCAGUGCCAGCGAGCUCCGACGACAGCAGCAACAACCAGGCGCUGGCCGCGUUCGGACUGCUUCCAGUCGACCUGCUCAAGAUCCAUCUGGCACACGCGUACUUUUCGGACGACGCACUCGCAACGCCGUUGGUCAAGGUCGCAUGCGCGCUCAUGCCCGAGUUGCUCGAGCCUCCGCUCGCUCAGCGCGCCCACGACGCAGCAGGUGCAGCUCGCGCCGUUCCGCCGUUGUCGGACGUUGAGACUCGGUUGCUGAUUCUGCUGCUUGUGGACCAGGAGGCCGCGACCAAACACUCUGCCGAGCACAUUCUGGCGCAUGCUCCCACUCUCUUGAGCGAUUCUGCGCUGGCCGCACUGCUCACGGAGGAUGCUCUGGAUGAGUUGCGAGAGCGCGAUUUGGCUGCUCAAGCAGCCGCGUUGUGGCACAUUGCUCCGUUGGUUCGGGCACAGGUUGCGGCUACCGUUGCAACCCGUGGGUCGGUUCUGCCACCAACCGCAAUGGUCCCAGACGUUGUCCUUCCCCCCAGCCCCGCUGUGCUCAAAACAAAAGGCAGCGGCAAGCAUCCAGCCAACUCGGCGACCGCUCUUGCAUCCGGCGCUACUGAGCAACCUCCGAGUGCCGCACAGAGCCUGUCCGAGACUCUUCUGCUGCGUGCAAAGUCGGGCAGUUUCGCCACGACCGCCCUGGCUCCGGCGUUUCUGCGUCCAGUUCCGCCCCUGCUCGCCUGCGAUGACGACGAGCUUGUAUGGUUGCAUCCAGAAGAUCAAGCGCACGAAGUGGAGUGGGACGAGCGCAUGUGUGUGGACAAUGCGAGCGUGGCCAAGCUUCGUGUUUUGAUGAGUAAGGCGUCCACCGGCCCUUUGACGCUCCAGCAGCAGCAACAGGUCCUGUCCGAGCUGAGGACGCACCCAAAGUGUGUUUACCUUCUCGGCCUGACACCUUCAAAGCUACCUGAUCUCGUGCAACACAACCCGGAUAUUGCCCUUGAAGUGCUGCUGAAGCUCAUGUCUUCAAGUCAGGCCACAGACUACUUUUCUACCCUCGUGAACACAAAGAUUACGCUUCACUCGAUGGAGGUGGUCAAUCGGCUCAUCACCACUGUGGAUCUUCCUGCUGCGUACAUUCACUUGUACAUUUCCAAUUGUAUGCAUCAGUGCGAGAACUUUCCCGACAAGAACUCCCAGCAGCAUCACGUUCGACUUGUUUGCGUGUUUCUAGACUCGCUCAUCCGAAACAAGAUUGUGGAUGUGGCGGAUAUCUUUGUGCCCGUGCAAGCCUUCUGCAUCGAGUUUAGCAAGGUUCGCGAAGCGGCUGGGUUAUUUCGUUUGCUCAUGUUGAUGGACCCGAAGCAGCAGCACAAGCCAAACCAGAGCGAUUCGUAGUCAUGAUGCUUUUCAACAACCCACAGUCAAAUAAUACCUCACUUGU
Molecule: messenger RNA, 1897 nt
Organism: Capsaspora owczarzaki ATCC 30864
Lineage: Eukaryota; Filasterea; Ministeriida; Capsasporidae
Exons: 3
Coding region: 1-1851 (616 amino acids)
Biological process (GO): mRNA catabolic process; negative regulation of translation
Cellular component (GO): CCR4-NOT complex
Source: RefSeq, a predicted model, not a curated record